GACCCCAAACACCCCGUAACUGCGGGCGAGAUUCUCCUGCCGAGAACCUCCCAGCACACACGGGAGUCUGCGGCUAGCUCAAUCAUUUGUGAUUUCGGGGGUAAAAUAAAGUGAGAUUUUGACUGAUUGAAGCCUGGAACCCUGUGCAACACCAUGGCAAUGCAAGUGGUUGACGUAGCCGUUCAGAGCUUGGGGAAGAUGAAGGGGAACAUUACCAAUGGGAUGGAUGAUAUUCUCAGUGUAGUUGACAAUUUAGCUGAAGGUCAAGACUCAAUUGACAAUGAGAAUCUUGCUGCCUUGGAGAAGAUGCUUCUAGAUUAUGCAUCAAUGGAACACACUUUGAAGCAGUUUACUGCAGCUGUAUCUGAUGUGAAAUCACAGUUCUCUGAACUGAGCGAUUCUAACGUCAAGGUGGAAGCUGUUAAGGAACUUCUUGAUGACACCUUUAAAAACAAGGUCAAGAACAAGUCUAAGAGUGAUCUUCAAAGUCAUGAUAAAGUACUGGAGUUUAGGAACAAACUGCAGGAGCUUGGAGAAAGUCAAGAAGAGGAUGAGGAAGCCGGUCCAUCUUCUGUAGCUGACCAGUCGCUUGGUGAGGAGGAGCUUGUGAUGACCCAGACAGAAGUCGGUACCAAAUGUCCUUUCACUCAGCAGGAGAUGAUGAACCCCGUCAGAAACACCAUCUGUGGACAUCACUAUGAGAAGCGAGGGAUUGAUGAACUGUUCUCCAAGAGAAAGAGGUUCAGAUGUCCUCUGCCGGGCUGCAACAACAAGGCUUACAUCGUCCCAGAUCACAUGGUACCAGACCAAGCUUUCAAAAAGGUACUUGAGAAGCAGAGACGAGCAAACAAACGCAAGCAGGCAGAUAGUAUGUAGACUGGGUCACCAAAUAAUACCAUCCAGUGCCUUGAGAAAUGCUAAAGCGAUGGAGACACUUUUAUUUGUCACAAACAUGGCAGUCAUUUGGAGUUUGAUUAAAGGCCCUUGAGAUGAUAUGAUAUAGGAAGAGAGGAAUUCAGGAAAACAAAAGCAUGGGGAUACCGCACUUUGCUCCCGAUAAAGAAUUAAAACUUCCUACCACAUAUUCUAGCCAAAGAGAUG
Messenger RNA from Lytechinus variegatus (green sea urchin), 1101 nucleotides. RefSeq names its product E3 SUMO-protein ligase NSE2-like (gene nsmce2). Gene Ontology annotation, biological process: protein sumoylation; double-strand break repair via homologous recombination. NCBI's taxonomy places the organism in Eukaryota, Metazoa, Echinodermata, Echinoidea, Temnopleuroida, Toxopneustidae. The coding region runs from base 154 to 876 and encodes 240 amino acids. The transcript has 6 exons. The record is from RefSeq and is a predicted model, not a curated record. Gene Ontology annotation, molecular function: SUMO ligase activity; zinc ion binding. Gene Ontology annotation, cellular component: nucleus; Smc5-Smc6 complex.